GUGUGCGCCUGUGUGGCGGCGCGGGCGGCGUGCCCCCGCCCUUUCCCCGCCGGCGCCCGGCGCUGCGCGGUGGGCUGGCGUUGGGGUAUUUACGGUAAGGUGGACCCGGCGGUGGCAGCUCGGUGUCAGGUGAUCGGCGCUGAGGAGCCGUUGCCGCUGCCCGGGGAGGAAAAUGCAAGAUGGCCCAGCGGGGCCGUGAGGGGCUCCGAGGCGCCCCCUCCCCGCCCGCCGCCGCUGCCGCCUCCCCGGCGCGUAGGGCCGGCGGGAAGCGCUGAGGCCAACCCCGCCGCGCCAGAGCCCAUCCCCAGCGGGGGCACCGAGCCAUGGGGCUCUGCUACAGCCUGCGCCCGCGGCUCUUCGGCGACGCCGGCGGUGGCGGCGGCUCCAUCUCCAGCGCCGGCGCCGCUUCGGAGCCCGAAGCGCCGGCUGAGCCUCACGCCGCCCCGCAGCCGCAGCCCCUCGGCGCUCCGCUCCGGCCCGGCGGUAAGCCCGGCGGGGAGGCGGACGGGCCGCCGCUGCUGCUGCAGAACGGCGGCGGUAACGGGGCGGCCCCUGAGCGGCCGCCGGUGCCCAAGGCCGGCGGCCCCGGUGGCGGGGGGAAGGCGGCGCGGCAACAAGCGCUGCACCAGCCACCGGCGCUGCAGAGACCCUGGGAGAAGCUGCGCCUGGAAGAGCGGGAGGCGGAGAAGGAGGCGAGGAAAGUCAGCAAGAGCAUUGACCGGGCGCUCAAGGAGCAGAAGCGGGAGUACAAGCAGACGCACCGCCUGCUGCUGCUGGGGGCUGGUGAGUCAGGAAAAAGCACUAUUGUGAAACAAAUGCGAAUCCUACAUGUCAAUGGAUUUAAUUCAGAAGAAAAGAAACAGAAAAUACUGGAUAUUCGGAAAAAUGUUAAAGAUGCGAUUGUGACUAUAGUUUCAGCUAUGAGCACUUUAAUACCCCCAGUUCCAUUGGCCAACCCAGAAAACCAAUUUCGAAUGGACUACAUCAAGAGUAUAGCUCCUCUUUCUGACUUUGACUAUACGCAGGAAUUCUUUGAACAUGCAAAAAAGCUCUGGGAUGAUGAAGGCGUAAAGGCAUGCUUCGAGAGGUCAAAUGAAUAUCAACUGAUUGACUGUGCACAGUACUUUUUAGAAAGAAUUGACAGUGUCAGCAUGGAUGACUACACACCCACAGAUCAGGACCUAUUAAGAUGCAGAGUGUUGACAUCAGGGAUUUUUGAAACAAGAUUUCAAGUAGACAAAGUAAAUUUCCACAUGUUUGAUGUAGGUGGCCAGAGAGAUGAGAGGAGAAAAUGGAUCCAAUGCUUUAAUGAUGUCACAGCUAUAAUCUUCGUUGUGGCUUGCAGCAGCUACAACAUGGUAAUAAGGGAAGACAAUAACACAAACAGACUACGGGAAUCCCUGGACCUUUUCAAAAGUAUCUGGAAUAAUAGGUGGUUACGGACCAUUUCUAUCAUUUUGUUCUUGAAUAAACAGGACAUGCUGGCUGAAAAAGUCUUGGCAGGGAAAUCAAAAAUCGAAGAUUACUUUCCUGAAUACGCGCAUUAUACUGUACCUGAGGAUGCAACACCAGAUGCAGGAGAAGACCCCAAAGUCACAAGAGCCAAGUUCUUCAUCCGGGAUGAGUUUUUAAGGAUAAGUACGGCGAGCGGAGACGGCAGGCAUUAUUGCUACCCACACUUUACGUGUGCAGUGGACACAGAAAAUAUCCGCAGAGUGUUCAACGACUGUCGAGACAUCAUUCAAAGGAUGCACCUCCGCCAGUACGAACUCUUGUGAGGGGGAUCACCGUGGAACCUGUGGUUUUAAAUUCUUUGCUCCUUACUCUUUCUCUUGAUACUACCCCACACAGGGUGGAAGAAUAUACUAUAGAAAUGUCAGUCUCUUCACUUUGUUUACUUUAAUUAUUUAACCUUAAAGCUGAUUUGAAGCAAGUUUGGUUUGGUUUUCCUUCAUGCUUUUUGGGACUAUUUUUGUGCUUUAUUUUGACAUGCCACUUCUUCGUCAUUCCACUAAGCCCUUUGGCUACCUCUGUUCCCUUAGGUUUUGUUUUUCCAACUGAGCGUGACCUGCUAAAUUUUUUCCAGCAGGUUAACGUCAGUUCAAACUGGUAUGUCAGCUGGAUGACACUGAAGUCAUAGCUAUCCCUCUGUGUGGGUUUCCUUUUUAACAUGACAUUGAAGAGUACUUGAUGGGUGAAAAAAAAAAAGAUUAAUGCACUUUGUAUCAGGUUAUUAAAUACUGUUGAGGAAGUAGACACACAAUGUAGCAGCACCACAAUAUUUAUUACUCUGUCACAGUUUUUAGCAUUUCUGAGUUGCAGGUCAACUGAUACAGUGACCUCCUCUUUUAAGCCGUUACUGGCACAGGAAGUAGAGUAGAUUAUGAGAGGAAUAGUGAAGACAAAGCAAUUUUGCUGGGGUUCUGGAGCCAAGUGUCUCUGCACACCUCAGGCAUUUGAAUUACAGCUACUUUUCAGCCUGUUGCAUCUAGGCAGAAAAUUGACCACCCUCACUUACGUUAUUUGUGCUGUCCACAAAUGAUCCUUUUAGUUCAGAUCAUUCUUGGACAACAGUCCUCUCCCUAUAUAUAUUUUUUGUUUUACUGCUGGUUUAUUAUAUUGUACAGACUGUAAAAUGUAAUAUUAUUUUGUACAACUUUAUUGAAGAAAAAUACUUGUAGAAGAUCUUUGUGCCUUGAUUAUGGCUGUACCUGUAAAAUGAGCUAAGAUGUAAGUAUGUUUUUGAUUGCGCUGUACAGCUUGAUGUCAACCUUACCUGCAGCAGUGACUGGAGGUAAGAACUUUAUCUGUAGAGUUUAGGGGUUUUUUUCUGGUUUAUAUAAAAAUGCUCUUUAGUAUAAAAAUUAUAAAUUAUGCAAAUUAACCACUUACCUUUCCAAGUAAGGUAUUACAGUCACCGGAUGUUGCAGCAAACAUGCCUUUCUCUUUUGAAGUCUCAGCUUUAAAACAUUGGAAUUCAUUCAAGUGUCCAAAUUGCAACCUGGUGUUGUUUUAAUGGGAACCAAGGAUUUUUUUUUUUUCCUUUAUAUUUAGAAAAUAUGUUUGGUAAUUCUUUGGUCAUUCAUAGAACUUCACAAUUGCACAGACCGAUUGUGAAUGUGUAAAGCACCAUUAUAUAGAGCUCUUCAAUCUUUGUACCAACAGCGGCUUUCAUUGUGCAAGUAAAUAGCGAGAAAGAAGAAAAAAAAAAGAAAAAAAAAAAGGUGUAUAAACCCUUGUGUCUGGCCUAAGAGAAUUACAAGAUGACAUUUUUAUUUCUCUUUUAAUAAAGAGACACAUUAGAAAAUUGUUUUAUUUUAAAUAUUGUAGAAUCAAAAUGUGUGAAUAUUUCUCAAACUUGAAUAAUUUAUGCAAAUGACAUUCUCAAAACAAGUUGUGGUACAGUACAAUAUAUAAAAAGCAAGAAUUGCUGUAGCAAUAAGGCAUGUCCUUUUUAGUAACUAUAACACUGCUUUAUAUUUUAUACAUAGGUGUUUUAUGUCUGUGACUAUAUACUUUUCCUGUGUCCAAGAUAACCUGUACAAAUGUCUAAAAUUACAGUUGCAAUAACAGAAACCUAGAGAAGUGUUAGACUACAUUACUUUAUAGAGUGUUUUACCACACUUUGGACCAUUCCCCCUCACUUCCUUUUAAAUUUAGGGAGAGAUUCAGAGCUAACACAUUCCCCACAUUGGCAUAUAAAUCAGCAGGUUCGAUUAACUUUUUACUAUAAGCAUCGUUAGUAGUUAUAAAUCCCAAUCAGUCAUUUUUUUAAAUUCAGACUACAGAUGACAACUUGUUUCUAUUUGAUGAUAAACAAUCUCAGUUUAGAUACUAUACUAUGACAAUUUCCUCUUCCCAGAAACAUGUAUACCUUGCUAUCUGCGUGUUCAAUUUUGUCAUCAGAUACUUCCCAGAAAGUGAAAGGCUGGCUGGAAUAAGCCAAUAAUAAACAAAAUUCCCAAACGCAAAGAUUCUCUCACUCCCUAUGCCAAAGAAAGUAAUAGCACGACUGACGAAAGUCAGUCUUUUCUUUACAACAGCCCCAGCCCAGCAGUUCAGGUUAGAGCUCCCAGCCUCUGCAUGAAC
Messenger RNA from Grus americana (Whooping crane), 4089 nucleotides. It is a transcript of the gene GNAL, whose product is annotated as G protein subunit alpha L. Gene Ontology annotation, cellular component: heterotrimeric G-protein complex. Bases 324 to 1778 code for a protein of 484 amino acids. Gene Ontology annotation, molecular function: G-protein beta/gamma-subunit complex binding; GTPase activity; GTP binding. Gene Ontology annotation, biological process: adenylate cyclase-modulating G protein-coupled receptor signaling pathway. The record is from RefSeq and is a predicted model, not a curated record. NCBI's taxonomy places the organism in Eukaryota, Metazoa, Chordata, Aves, Gruiformes, Gruidae. The transcript has 12 exons.